AUGAUUGGUAUGGGUGAUGACAUGUAUGUAGUGGCAUCUGAAGUGGACUACUGCAUGCUAGAGCGGUAUAGUCACGAAUAUCACCUUUCUCAUGUACUUGGUUUCCAACUUCUGUCUUCGUCUUUGUCUGUUCUUGAUGCCCCUCCUGGCAAGAAGAUACCACUUGAUGUCUCCUUGCUUCGUUAUUUGUAUCGCUUGGCUAAGUAUGAUAGGAGUAAAUGCUUCUUCCGGCUGACAUCUUAUUUGGCCGGUUAUAUCCUACCCGAGUCCAUUGUGGUGGAUGAAGUGGUUCCUGACCAAUAUGUGGAUGAGAUGACUGUUACACUCGAAUCACCCCUUGCACUCCCAGGCCCUCGAUGCGUCUCUCCCUUGUCUUUUGGUCACGUGGCCCCCAAACAAGUUGGCAUGAAGCUUACAAGCGAGGAGAUGCUGAUGAAAGUUGGAAAGAUGUAUGCUCGUCUAGGCAAAGUAUAA
This is a messenger RNA of Lactuca saligna, 474 nucleotides long. NCBI's taxonomy places the organism in Eukaryota, Viridiplantae, Streptophyta, Magnoliopsida, Asterales, Asteraceae. The record is from the annotation of a GenBank genome assembly.